Messenger RNA from Menidia menidia (Atlantic silverside), 3671 nucleotides. NCBI's taxonomy places the organism in Eukaryota, Metazoa, Chordata, Actinopteri, Atheriniformes, Atherinopsidae. The record is from the annotation of a GenBank genome assembly.
GGGAACUCCGCGCACACUGGAUCGUCAUUAGGUCAGUGGAGAAGGCGUGCGCCCGUGGAGACGCGCAGUGGACGCAGCAGAGGAGCUGACGGCGCACAAAUCAGCCACUAACCGUUUAGGGUUACAGAGAUGCAGUGUUUCUGAUUCACUCUAGCUAGUUUUGUUUUCCUUUUUAAAACUUUUCAGAGGACUUUGAAAGCUCGAAAAACUUUGGGACAGUCUCUCGCAAAACAAAACGUCAGCGGAUUAUUACUCCUAUUAUUACUUCACCCCUCAAAAUGGGCUUGGGACGAUUUCGCGCAAAGACGCCGGGACCAGCAGCCCUUCUGGUCCGCUCGUUCCUUUGUAUGGUCGGGAUCAUGGUCACCAUUUCUCAGCCUCACUGCGAGGCAUUCAACCUUGAUGUGGAAAACCCAGCUGUUUACAGCGGACCCAACGGGAGCUACUUCGGAUACGCUGUAGACUUUUAUUUGUCUGACUCUGCCAGGGCAAGUGUGUUGAUUGGAGCCCCGAAGGCCAACACAAGUCAGGACAGCGUCACAGAGGGGGGCUCUGUGUUCUACUGUCCGUGGAGCCGCAGCCAAUCAGAUUGUCACAGCAUCGCAUUUGAUACGGAAGGGGAACGCUUCCUGACAAUCAAUGGGACGAGCCACCAGAUUGAUUUCAAAUCCAACCAAUGGUUCGGCGCUACUGUGCGAUCUCAUGGCGACACCAUUCUGGCCUGCGCCCCGCUCUACUCCUGGCGGACUGAGAAGGACGUAGCCCUUUCGGACGCCACGGGAACCUGCUACCUCUCAGUUCACAACUUCACCCACUUUGUGGAGUUUGCCCCAUGUCGGACAGAAUUUGGUGAAGCUGUGGGACAAGGCUACUGUCAGGGAGGAUUCAGUGCUGACUUCACCGGGGAUGGCAAAGUGGUCCUGGGUGGGCCAGGUAGCUAUUUUUGGCAAGGUCAGGUGAUCGCAGCAGCCAAGGAAGACAUCAUCAAAGCUUACUAUCCAGGAUACUUUAUGCAGGCUGUCAAGGGCCAGAUACAGACCAAACAGUUCCUGUUUAACGAUGACAGCUACCAAGGCUACUCUGUUGCUGUUGGGGAAUUCAGCGGCGACCAGGUAGAAGAUUUUGUGGCCGGCGUUCCAAAAGAUCUCAUGCUUUAUGGCUCGGUGUCUAUUUUGAAUGGUACCGAUAUGACGAACAUGAUGAAGUACACCGGUGAACAGAUGGGUUCAUACUUUGGCUACGCCGUGGCAACAACUGAUAUAGACAGUGAUGGGAUGGUUGACCUGCUUGUUGGAGCUCCUUUGCUCAUGGUCCGUGACUCUGACGGCCGUCUUGAGGAGAUGGGGCGGGUUUAUGUCUAUCUACAGCGUGGCCCCUUGAACCUGGAGCUCAGCCAACCUCAUCUGACAGGCACCCAGGUGUUUGGGAGAUUUGGCAGCACCAUUGCACCACUGGGAGACCUGAACCAGGAUGGUUUUAAUGACGUGGCAGUGAGCUGUCCUUUCGGAGGGGAUGAUCGGCAGGGAUUGGUGUACAUCUAUAACGGAUACUCAGAAGGCCUCAGGGAAAAACCCUCUCAAGUGAUCGCGGGCCAGUGGGCAGCUGGAACUGCUCCUGCCAGCUUUGGCUUUGCCCUCAGAGGGGCCAAGGAUCUGGACAUGAACGGAUACCCAGAUCUCAUUGUUGGAGCCUUUGGUGUUGAUAAGGCCAUUCUCUACAGGUCCCGACCCAUAGUCAAAACCAGUGCCUCCCUGACAGUCUACCCCACCAUGAUUAACCCUGAGGAGAAGAACUGCAUGAUCACCAAUGGAAACUCCAGCAUUCCUGUUUCCUGUGUCAACCUGAGUUUCUGCAUUUCUGCUGAGGGGAAGCACUUACCAGACAACUUAGAUUUCCAGGUGGAGGUGCAGCUUGACAGCCAUAAGCACAAGCAGAAGGGUGCUGUGAAGAGAGCUCUGUUCUUGGAUUCCCAGCAGCCAUUGCUGCGUAGGAAACUGAGGGUGCGACACGGCGAGCGGUUGUGCAACCAAACAAAGAUCUACCUAAGAGAUGAGAAGGACUUCAGGGAUAAACUCUCCUCCAUAUUUGUGGCCUUCAACUUCAGCCUGGAUCCGGAAGCUGCCGCCGACUCCCACGGCAUGCGGCCCAUCCUCAACUAUCAGACCACCAGCGUAAUCGAGCAGAAGGCUCAGAUUCUUUUGGACUGUGGAGAAGACAACAUCUGUGUUCCCGACUUGAAGCUCGCUGUUUAUAGCGACAGGAAGGAAGUCUACCUUGGGGAUGACAACUCGCUGACCUUGACGUUCAACGCCAGGAAUGAGGGCGAGGGGGGGGCGUACGAGGCAGAUCUGUACGUGGUGCUGCCCCCCGAGGCCGACUACAGCGGUAUUGCCCGCAAUAAUGAGAGCUUGACCCAGCUGACCUGCAGCUAUGACACAGAGAACCAGACCCGGUUCCUCAGCUGUGAUUUGGGGAACCCAAUGAAGGCUGGAACAAAUCUUUGGGCAGGUCUUCGUUUCACCGUGCCACGGCUGAGGGACACGCACAAAACUGUUCAGUUCGAGCUGCAGAUACGCAGUAAAAAUGAGAAUAAUUCCCAUAGUGAAGUGGCCCCCUACAAGCUGGACGUGGUUGUCCAGGCUGAUGUCAUUCUACAGGGCGUAUCUCGACCAGAUAAGGUCUUCUUUCCACCGGCCAACUGGAAAGUGCCCAAAAACUACGGGGAGGAGCGAGAUGUCGGGCCGGCAGUGGAACACAUUUAUGAGCUUGUGAACAAUGGACCCAGUCAGAUCAGCCACACCCUGCUAGAGCUGCGCUGCCCGCUCCGUGCCCAGACCCGGACCCUCCUCUACCCUCUGGAGUUCUCCACGGAGGGCCCAAUCAACUGCACCUCCGACAAAAAACUGAACCACCUCAACCUCAAACUCCAGCGCACAUCCACAGAGUCCCCCAUUCUGGCCCUGAAGGCCAAUGAGCACCACGUCGACAGGAGGGACGUCCACAAGAAUCCGCUAGCUCAUUUGACGAACCUGUCUUGCUCUAACGUGGAGUGCUGGACACUCCAGUGCAACGUGGGCCUGCUGGAGAAGGGAACCACGGCUAUCCUCACCGUGCGCUCCCGCAUCUGGGCCGAGACCUUCACCGAGAGAGCUUACAAGCAGUAUUUGCUGGAGUGCCUGGCUAGAUACAGUGUGAAGAAGACGCCAUAUGCAAUCCUGCCAAAGAUUUUCCCCAGCGGACACAAAAAGGUGGUGACACCGGUGGUGUGGAACAAGCCGGACAUUGAGAACUCGGUUCCGCUCUGGAUCAUCAUUCUGGCUAUCUUGGCAGGUUUACUGCUCCUAGCUCUCCUUAUCUACGUCCUAUACAGGCUCGGCUUCUUCAAGCGAUCCGUACCUUACGGCACUGCCAUGGAGAAAGCCCAGCUCAAACCACAGGCUGCCUCUGAGGCCUAACAGAGCUGUCAAAACCACGAUAUCUGACCAUAUGAUUGCAACUGAGACACACGGUGGAAACAUGUAGAGUGGAUCAGAUAGCAGGCGAAGAGUUGCAUGAAAGAGAGACUACUGGAACUCCACUGUGCUGCACUAGAGGAUGAAAAAAAAAGCCAAAAAUCUCCAAGCCAAAUGAAUGUUUUUCUUUUUUUUUUAUCUUUAAUUUAUGUCUUUGUU